UGUGGGAGCAACAUGGUGGUUCCCCUGCUGGACUGUUGAGAAACAUCCUGAAGGGGAAUUUCUUCACUUGCAGGAUUUCUGCUAAUUUGUCAGUCGGCUGAGCGUCAGUAUGGACGGGACCUAUGUCAGGCACGUGGAGCUGUUGGGCUUCGAGAAACGUUCGUUCCCGAGUCAGCACUACGUGUACAUGCUGAUGGUGAAAUGGAGCGACCUCUCUGAGAAGCUGAUCUACAGGACAUAUCCUGAGAUCUACACCUUCCACAAAUCUCUGAAGGAAAUGUUUCCCAUCGAGGCCGGUCAGAUAGAGAAGAAGGACAGAAUCAUCCCGUCACUACCAGCGCCGCGAUGGCUGUACAGCCAGAAGUCCCCAGAAACCAGGCAGAGCACCUUGGCCGAAUACUUCCACUCAUUGAUCAAUCUGCCGUCUCACAUCUCCCGCUGCAAACACCUCGGCAGCUUCCUCAAGGUUCGACCCGAGGACGAAAACCCACCGGCCCCAAACACACUGAAAAGAAACGAGACGUUUGUGGUGUCCAGAGAGUUGGCCAGAGGCAACGCAUCCGAGAUUUCCGGCCCCAUCAUACUGGACACCUACAGAGUGGUCGCAGACUUUGCCAAGACGUCCAAACAUGAGAUCGAUCUGCACACUGGAGACCUAGUGGAAAUCGUUGAGAAAAAUCAGAACGGUUGGUGGUUCUGUCAGUGUGAGUCUAAACGAGGCUGGGUUCCUGCGUCCUACCUGGAGCCUCUGGACGGACCCGAGGAGGCCGAGGACGCUGAGCCAAACUAUGAAGGAGAGCUGCACGUCACCAUCAAAGCCUACAAGGCGGAGCAGGAGGACGAGAUCUCUCUGCAGCUCGGUGAAACCGUGUCGGUCAUUCACAGGCUGCUGGAUGGCUGGUGGGUCGUUAGGAAAGGAGACGAGACCGGUUAUUUCCCCUCCAUGUUCCUGCAGAAGGCCGGCAAGAGAGAGAGAUAUGAGGCAGAGAGGGUGAACCUGCAGGGACAGAAACCUCCACCUCGCAGGUCCACCAUCCGAAAUGCCAAGAGCAUCCACAACAAGGCUCGUAAUCGGCUCAGCCAGGACGCCUACCGCAGGAACAGCCGCCGAUACCUCCAGCAGAAGGGCAGCCGCCUCGCAGAGCCCAAAGGGAACUCCAAGAAUGCCACAAAGUCACCGCUGACAGAGAGGAAGAACCAGGACAACAUUCCCGAGACGUCUGGCUCCAGUUCGGAGGGCGAGCUGAAGAAGGAGGCUCCGGUCAUACCCCCCCGGCCCAGUGCGGAGCUCAUCAUGGAGCGCUGCAGCGACAACACCCGCAAGAAAGUCAGCAUCCACAAGUCACGCCCCGCCUCCGCCAGCUAGGGACUUAUCACAUGUUGUAAAAGUCUCAAUGAAAGUGCUGUUUUCUUCUUUAACUGGGCUCAAAAUGGCGGCACCUGCUUGCUCAGCUCCACCUCACUGUUAGCUGCUGUGUUCAUGUGAGAAAAACAAGCUGCAAUAAAGCUAGCAGAAAGUGAACGUACUCGGUCACAAUGUUAUACGUUUUUAUAGUGAGAAAAUUAUUAUGUUUCUGUUUGUGACUUCUGUGUAGAAGCUUUUAGAUCUAUUUCCAAGCAUCUGUAGAACUUUGGUUUUAUUUAUUUGCUUAAUAAAUGUAUAAAAUAAUUAAAGAAAAUGUUUAUUCCUGCAGUCUUUCCUUAUGUUAUGCUGGGUUCAGAAUACACAAUAUUUUUGUCUGUUCCAACAGUCUCUGUGUCAGAUUAGGAGGUUGUGGAGUCAUUAAAUCUCGCUGUGACUUGGCCGACUGACAUGACUGACUACACAUUGGUCUGCGACCAAUUAUUCCUGGUUGUCUUUCACAACGUGUGUGAUGUCAUCGGAUUAUUCUCGUCCUAUUAUUAUUAUUAUUAGUAGUAGUAGUAGUAUUAUUGUUAUUGUUAUUAUUAUUUCAGUCACUGUGUUUGUUCAUGUUUGAGCUGAGCUGUUACUGUGGUAACAUAAAAAGUGUCACCAGGUGGGCGGAGCUACAUUUGAAGUACCGCAUGCAAACUAUGACAGUCACUGAAUCCACCACAGGAAGUUCUACCAAAUGUUUCACAAUAAAAGCCUUUUUAGAAAAUGAA
Molecule: messenger RNA, 2127 nt
Organism: Epinephelus lanceolatus (giant grouper)
Lineage: Eukaryota; Metazoa; Chordata; Actinopteri; Perciformes; Serranidae
Gene: ncf1
Product: neutrophil cytosolic factor 1
Biological process (GO): respiratory burst; superoxide anion generation
Cellular component (GO): NADPH oxidase complex; cytoplasm
Molecular function (GO): protein binding; phosphatidylinositol binding; superoxide-generating NADPH oxidase activator activity
Source: RefSeq, a predicted model, not a curated record